This is a messenger RNA of Penicillium maclennaniae, 2280 nucleotides long. RefSeq lists its product as uncharacterized. The record is from RefSeq and is a predicted model, not a curated record. NCBI's taxonomy places the organism in Eukaryota, Fungi, Ascomycota, Eurotiomycetes, Eurotiales, Aspergillaceae. The transcript has a single exon. Bases 1 to 2280 code for a protein of 759 amino acids.
AUGGCGCUGUGGCCGUUUGGCCGGAAGAGUAAGCGGCACACCAUUCAAGUCAGUCCCGACGAAGCCGCCGCCCUUCAGACCUCCCUCGAGCAGGACACCCCCGAAAGCUUGGGCCGCAAGCUUUCUCGCCGUGCCUCCAAACGGCUCAACACUCGGACGCGUACCGUUGAUGGUUCGGACAGUCUAAAUGACUCGGCGCGCGCCCGACCCAUCUCGCUACACCACCGAAUGUCAGAACAACACGAUCGCCCCAAUCCAGACCUGAUCCCCCAGCGACGCCUGUCCUACGCCGAAUCUAUGCUCAAAAAACAAGCCUCCAAUGGGCCUAAAAAGCUCCAAAAAAGCAAGCGCCGCACAGAGGAGAUCCUACGUGAGCGGCAUAUUCGCAUGCUGUCGUCCACUCCGAUCGACAUUCCGCACCGAAAUCUCGCACCCGACGGCGACUAUGUGCUAGAACAUCGCAAGAAGAGGGCCAAUGGUCGCCGUGCCGACCGCUAUAUGUCGGACAUUAGCCUAUCGAUUCGUGAUUCUGCUGCCUCCUCCAUAUCCGACAACUCGGACCCGUUCACAUACAAAGUCAACGCCUUCGCCGCGCUUACUCCCCGUCCCGUUGUUCGCUAUGUCGAGGCGCCUCGUCUCGCGACGGCCCGAAGCCAGGAGCCUGCCAAUAAAGAAACCGUUCGACGCGACAAAGAUCGAAUGCAGGCUUUGACUAUGUCCGAAGAGAACCUGUACGACUCAAGACGCCGCGUGAAUGAACUCGCCGAUUCAUUAGAUGCCGGAGGCCUCCGCGAAUUAUUAGACCGGGAUCGCCGACGACGAGAUAAGCAACAAAUUGAUGAUCAAGAGAAGCUAAGGCGCAAAUUGCAAAAACGAGCCGAUGAACAAGCGGCAGAAGAAAGGCGACAGGCGAUCGAAGCAACCACACCGGAAGCUACAGAACCGCAGGCCGAACCCAAAGUCGAGAUGUCGCUAGCUAUGGAAGAUGUUUCGGGGCAGCGGGAAGAGCAAAUUCAGAUCCAAAUUGAUGAGCCCACUCCUGUACCUGCUGAAGAACCCGAGACCUGGCUACGAGAAGAGUCAAAGGGUAGCGAUGCUGCCAGGCGUGAGUCCUUGGACAGCGCCAACGCUGUCGCAAAUAUCGGUGACACCUCUACCCGCGAGAUCCCCAAGCUUUCCACGCGCCCCAGCUUUGCGCCGUCGCAUGAGAUGGGCAUGUCGCGAACGACCCUCUCCCCGUCCCAUUCAUCUAUCCGCCAAGGAAUCAGCACUCCCAGUCAAUCCCAGACCUUUGGCAUGGGUUCGGCCUCUGAUCUCUCUGAACAUCGGUCACCAGAUAAUAGUGCCCGCCGUGGAAAUACGAUCACCUCAUUAUUUCGACGGGGUUCCUCUCGCCUCAAGCGACGCUAUCGCGAGCGGUUCCCCGAAUCCACUCCUGACAUCGCGCACUCCUCGCAGCCUUCGAACGAAUCCUUCUACAGAGUUCACACUCAAUCAUCACCUCCCGCGCCCUCAGCCUUCCCGCCGAGAACUUUCAUGUCUCCCGGCGCUGUCAUGCGUUCUCAGUCCAAAUUCACGGAGCACUUUGACUUUGGCGACGAGCCUCUGUCACCACCAGACUCACGGUUGCAAUCUCCCGAUAUACCCGAGCAGGUUCCCGAAUCCUCGUUGGAGAAGGAGGAGAGCACCUUCCUUCAUGGAACCACGCCCAGUGCUGGUGUGGAUAUUAUCAACCCACGUCGACGCCGCCACCAAUCUUGGAACGACAGCAUCGACGCCGAGUCUGACAAUGUACCUCUCUCCCAGUCGCUGGCUUCGAUUGACUCCGAGGGAUCAUGGAUGUCUGGUAGCUUCUUCCGUCGGAUGUCUCAAAAGCCUGGUAGCCCGGGCAGUCCAGUUCGAGCGAACAUGACCUCCUUUGAAGCCGCCAUGGACGGCACCGCCGAUACACAUGACGAUUCGCGGGACUCUGUUGACUCCCGUGGAGCGAGUAGCCAUGUGAUGGGUGAACCGGAGCUGGAUGACGAGCUGGGUGCUACCGACGCAGGCAAAUCUUCCGAGAUGUGGCACCGCAAUGAAUUCGGUCGACGGCCCAUGAUCGUCAAUCCAACCGUCCGUCCCAAGUCCACCCAAGGCAUGCUAAAGAGCAUUCCUUCGCUUUCUCCCAUCUCGGCAGAGGAGGAUUACAUUUCUGAUGAAGAGACUGAUCUUCCUCCCGCCCCUCAGCGAGUGGCCAGUCAGCACGGUGUAACUAGCCAUGUCGAACUGCAGCAAGGUUAA